AUGAGUGGUAUCAACUUGAGCCACCUUCUCACGUCUGGUGAAUACAGCGAUUUGACCAUCAUUGCUUCCGGCGUCCACUUCAAAGUUCAUCGUUGCAUCGUCUUCUCGCAAUGUGAGGCCUGGAAGAACUUGGCAGGAGAGUACAUGUACUCCGGUACAUACGUAACCGAAAAUAUCCGUUGUCAUGUUAAGAAGCCAACCCAAACUGGCGGUGAUAGUGGCAAGACGGACAAGUCUUCGGCAGUCGCAAACGACUCUCAAGAUCAUCUUAGUUCCCAUGGCUCGGACAAAUUGAGUUACGAAGAUCACAGUAUGCUACUCUCAGCUUGCGUAAUGAUCGACGCCAAGAAGUUUAAGAUGAAGGACCUUGAGAUCCAGGCAAAAAACGCCCUGGUUGCCGUCGCACCGAGUCUUACAGAGCAUGCCGAUUUUAUCUUCACCAUCGAACACAUCCUUAAACAUUACCAAGACCACGAAGGUCUCGACAUCGUGCUGCGGAUGAUCAGGCCCAAAUUUCUCAAGAGCUUAGGUAUGCGAAGAAGAUUGCAGGCGGUCAUGAAGUCCCAUCCUCAACUUGCGAUGGAGCUUAUAGAGCCACUUGUAUUGGAGCUCGACAAGCGGGAGAUGGGCCAUACGCACACUGCUCAAGACCAACAUACCAUGAUCAAACGGGACUAUGCUGGUUCUUCUACGGCGGUUGCUGGCCCUCAACCCGCCUCCAUUCAGCAGGAAAGUAAGCGACCAAACGAAGAAGAGUUGGAAAAGCCGGAGAAUAAAAUCAGGCGCACCGGAAAUUGA
Colletotrichum spaethianum is the source of this 798-nucleotide messenger RNA. RefSeq lists its product as uncharacterized. The record is from RefSeq and is a predicted model, not a curated record. Bases 1 to 798 code for a protein of 265 amino acids. The transcript is spliced from 2 exons. Lineage: Eukaryota; Fungi; Ascomycota; Sordariomycetes; Glomerellales; Glomerellaceae.